Aspergillus thermomutatus is the source of this 216-nucleotide messenger RNA. RefSeq lists its product as uncharacterized. NCBI's taxonomy places the organism in Eukaryota, Fungi, Ascomycota, Eurotiomycetes, Eurotiales, Aspergillaceae. Gene Ontology annotation, biological process: proteolysis. The record is from RefSeq and is a predicted model, not a curated record. The transcript is spliced from 2 exons. Gene Ontology annotation, molecular function: tripeptidyl-peptidase activity; serine-type endopeptidase activity. The annotation marks the transcript as partial.
AUCAAUGAGGAGCGGUUGGCGGUUGGGAAGGGGCCGGUUGGGUUUGUGAACCCCGUGCUGUAUGCGCAUCCCGAGGUGUUGAAUGAUGUUACCAAUGGGACGAAUGUGGGGUGUGGCUCGGAGGGCUUCAGUGCCAUCAAGGGAUGGGACCCGGCGACGGGGCUGGGAACGCCGAACUACCCCAAGAUGAAGAAGUUGUUCUUGUCGUUGCCAUAG